AGGAAGGGAAGAACAGAGCUUGGUGAUGUGACUCCACACAACAUAAAGCAGCUCAAGAAACUGAACUCAGUUGUGUUUCCCGUAAGCUACAACGAUAAGGUAUGGAAGAGCGAUAAGUGAAGAGUUUAGAUUGGUUCCUUUAAGAGUGCAUCUCUUUCCUUCAGUUUUAAGUCAUUAUACCGAUACAUUAUUCCAGUGAAAUACCAACGUGCAUUCAGCAUGAUCGGAGUGGAAACCAUCGAAAAUUACUCACUUUCGCGAAUUCUGGACUUUGAUUGGCCUUCUUAAUCACCCUUAAUUUAUUAAAAAAAUAGGUUCCAUCUUGCCAUGCGUUUGUUUAGAAGUAGAUCAAAGAUGAAGUGAAGUCGAAGUGUGGUAAUAACAAAAAAAGUAGCACACGAGCCGUAGGGGAGUCUGAGGUUCUUGCAGUAAGAUAAAUUCGCACUGAACAGAUAUAUAGAUUAAUAGCUAGAUAAGCUUACAGUACCGCUCAAACGUAAGUUGACAGUCACUCGCGUCUCGAGACUUGAUUCUCAAAACUUUCGAGGAUUGAGUCUCGAGUCUUGGUGAUUGAGGAUCGAGGAUCAAGUUUCAAAGUUUGAGUCGAGAACUUUUCAUGAAAGCGCACUCUUUAAAAGUGUACACUUACCUUUCAUUCUAAAAAUUACCGUUCGGUGCAUUGGGUGAGACUUGUUUGCUUUCAUGUAAAUGAAGCUCAUGCUUUGAAAGCAAAAAUGUGUGACCUCUCACAUGAAAACAUUCCUUAGGAAUGAAUGCAUGGCAAGCGAAUGCACAGCAAGCAUGCAGAUGAGAAUCAGAUAACCAAGCCGUUCAAAAUGGAAUGGCCAAAUGGCUGAACGGAUAAAGAAAAUUUUUGCACAGAUGAAGUCAAACGUAUGCACGGAUGAGGUCGAACGGAUAAACUACUGAAGAAAGUAUUUUUGAACGGAUGAACGGCUGAAGAAAAUAAUUAUUUUUGAACAGAUGCGGUCGAUCGGCCAGACGACCGAAGAAAAUUUUUUAUAAUAAUAUUUAAGACCAGUGUUGUUAACUUCACCCGUAGCCAAAGUACUGGAAGGUUUCUCAGCUAAGUCCCUACUCAUGUGUGUUUGGGACAAGUUGGACAGUAAGCAGUUUGCUCUUCCAGGAAGAUCUGUUCCGCAGGCCUUGGUUUAUUUACUUCACACAAUUUUGGAAUCGGUUGAUGGUGGUGAGAUGUAUGUAAGAAUGUUUUUCUCUGGCUUCUCAAAAGGAUUCGAUCUCGUUGACCAUAAUGUGCUGCUGCGUGAACUGGAUAACCUAGAUGUGGACUCACAUUUAGUGAGGUGGAUUGCUGCCUUUCUCACGAACAGGAACCAGAGGGUGAGGGUGGAGGAGGCUCUGUCCCCACCCAUAUGGCUGAAUGGCGGAACUCCUCAAGGAACUAAACUGGCUCCUCUUCUGUUUUGUAUUUUGUGAACAGAAUGGUCUCUAACUGUACAAAUAGAGUUAAAUAUGUAGAUGAUGCCACAGUCAUGGAAUUUGUUCCCAGGCUCUCUCCUUCAUAUUUGAAUUUUACUGUUUCGGAUAUUUACUCGUUUGCUUCCUCUAGGGGAAUGGUUCUUAAUGGUAAAAAAUGCAAGGAAAUGUGCGUUAGUUGUUUGCAGUAUUGCCCGUUUCCCCCAGGUCCUCUACUGGUUGGUAGCUCUCUGAUAGAAAAGGUUUCCUGUUACAAGCUGUUAGGGGUUCACUUGUCCGAUAGCUUAACAUGGAAUGAGCAUGUCACUCAUAUUGUAAAGAAAGCAGGGCUUCUGAUAUUUCGUGGAAAAAAAAGCAAAAUUUCGCGGGAUUUUCAGGGGCAAAUUCGUGGAAAAAUCGGCUGAUUUCGCGGGAAAAAAGUCAAAAUUCGCGGAACAAUCGGCCAAUUUCGGGCGAUUUUCGCGGGAGAAAAGUCAAAAUUAACAGAAAAAUCAGCCCAUUUCGCGGGAUUUUAGCGGAAUAAAGUCAAUUUUUGAAGGAUUCUUAGGAAAAUCGGCCGAUUUCAGGGGAAAUUUCGGGGGGAAACUUCGCCAAGAAACAAUCAGUAAAAAACAGCCGAUUUCGCUGGUUUUUUUUUUGGCUAAUUUCGCUAAAAUCGAUCAAUUUUGCAUCGAUAUGACCAACGUUGGUGAACGUUUUUUUUUAACGGGGAUAAUCAUUUGCUCUUUCAACAACAGUUCGCUCAAGAAAUGAGCGAAUGUUAAAGCUAUUAACAUUAUGGUUAGUGCCCAGUUUUUUGCAACGUUGAUCUAAAAACGCCUGGUAGUUUUGGGACGUUGUUUACUCGUUGCAGUGACGAAGUUUCAAGCUAAAUUUGGACGUUUGGGGUGAAUAAAACCGAUCUAAUAGCCAAGAUAAGUAUUAAAUAUGUUUUGCUGACAUGUAUUUGGAAAUAUUUCUGGCGGAUUUCGCGGUAUUUCGCGCUUUUUGGGGAAUUUCGCGGGAUUUCGCGGAUCUGCGACCGCGCGAAAUAUCAGAAGCCCUGAGAAAGGGAGUAAGCGGUUAUAUGCAAUACGCCGCCUUAAGAAGUGCAGACUAACUGAUAGGCAGCUUAUUCUUGUCUAUUGUAGUAUCAUCAGGUCUGUUUUAGAGUAUGCGAGUCCCGCUUGGGCUGGCCUCACGCAAUACUUAAGUGAUCAAAUUGAAUCAAUACAAAAGAGGGCGCUAAAAAUUAUUUUUCCUUCUCUGUGCUAUGAGGACGCGCUUAAGAAAUCAGGCUUAAUUUUGCUGUGCCAGAGGAGGUAGGAUGCGUGCAUAACAUUUCUCAAGCGAAGUUACUCUUCUUCUGACCUGCUACAAAGCUUAGUGCCGCGAGUUGCGCACACAAGACCCUAUGCUCUUAGAACAGGAGAAUCUGUUUCUGUGCCUGCUUCCUCAAGAACUAACAGAUUUGGAAAUUUUUGCACCAUCAAAUACCAGAAUCACGUUUAAAAUAGCAAAAUGUGAUAUGUCUUAACAUUAACAGUUAUAUUUACGUGUCAUAAUUCCAAGGUAUUUGUAUGUAAUUAUUUUAUGACCCACCUUGUAAUUCAGUUUAUGCUGCAAAAAGGUUGAAUAAACGAUUAUUAUUAUUAUCUUAAUCCGCAUUCUGGAACAAGCGCCUUUGCAGCUUUAUAAGAAUGAACGACUCGAUCAUUUUCUAAUCUGAUACUGCGUUGAAAUUCAUAGUUUCAAGAAUAAAGCAAAUUUCUUCUCGCCACUGAGAAACAUAAAUCAUAAUGUCUGUGCGUGACUCCUGCAGUUUAAAAAAAAAACAACCACAUUUUCUCAUGCAACCAUUUCUACAAUGUGUAACACUGCAUAACUGACAUGUAAAUGACAAACAAUAAUGACUCUGUGUAAAUGAUACUGUGAAAACAGCAAAGUAAACGUUGUUUUUGUGAUGAAAGUUCCAUACACCAAACGUAUCUCCGCUUCAACUUUCUCUCUGUCCCAAUUGACAGUCACCACCAUUCCUGCAGUUAAAUCUAGUUCUGUUUCGUUGAUUAUUCGUGUCGGUGCGAUUCUGGUGUUUUGCUCUUGGGGAAACAAUGCAUUCGAUGGAUGCUUGCUAGUCUGUUUGCGCAACAAUCUGAUGGUCAUGAUUACUUGUAAAUAAUGACAAGAUAGUGACUAAUAUACCGUAAGCAAUAGCAAUACUGAAAUGAAUUGGCUUCUAUCAUUCAUCAAUUAACAUAGUUUUAUAAAACAGAGCAGAUCAAAAUUCAACAGUUUUAAUUGGGCAAAUGGAGAGUAUUUGCUUUCCAACUUAAUUCACACGAGUUUGUGUUUGCAUCUUCAAUGAGCAGAUGAACAGGCACAGUUAAUUGACACCGAGAGUGCAUUCUUACGGGAGAUACCAACCACCAAAAGCGUUUGAUAUUUGGAUACGAAAAGGUCAAACCAUGACUUGUUCGAACUUGUUAUUUAAACUUAGUCUUGAAUAAAACGUGUAACGAUAAACGGAUGUUGUAAAAGCCAAGAUCAUUAUUCUUCAGAACAUGUAUCGUGACAAUUCAUUAGGAUGGUGAACGCAACGCUUGCAUCAAAUCAUUCACAUUUUUUGACAGGUUUGUCGCAUGACUCCUGCCUGAGCGACCAAGUCGCGAACAGCUCAAGUGAAAUCUGCGGCUAAUAAUAAUGAUUGUUUUGAAUGGAUAGCUCGAGCCGUUUGAACAGAUGUCAAUUUUUUUCGAACGGAUGACAAUGUUUUUCGCACAGAUACCCCAAGCUGUUCGAAUAGAUGCAAAUUUUUUUUGCACAGAUAGCCUGAGCCGUGCGAACGGAUGCAAAUUUUUUCGCACAGAUAGCCCGAGCCAUUCGAAUGGCUUAUGCACGGCAUAAACACAGCUAUCCAUGCCAAAACGGCAAACCGUCAGGAAUGUUUUCUUGUGAGAGGUCACAUGUUCGCUUCUUGUCUCCUGUUGCACCCUGACAGUCGUAAUUCUUUUUGACUUUCCAUUGUUCGAACACCAGACUAGCAGUAAAAAAGAGCCUCUGUUUGCAAGUGAACAAUAACUAAACGACUCUGUAGAUAAUUUCAAAAGUAGGUUGAGUUUGAUCGUCUGUGUGAACGUAGUCCUGAAUAGGACUGUUGUUGUUGACAGUGACUGAAGUUUCGACAACCUGUGCGGUAGUCAUCUUCAGAGUCAAAGUGAGUUGUAGCACGUCAGUUGAUGGUAUUAUACUCUGGUUAUUGAUCUGAUUGGUCAAUUACGUCGUGAUGUUAUUGGUCAUGUGUCAGUUAAGCCAUGAUGUUAUUGGCAAUGAAGACUCGUAAUCAGCAAUUGGUGCGUUUCGAUCUGUCUAUUGUCACAGUUAAACAGUCGUCUAUUGUUGGUCAAAUUGUCAGUUCUCCAGUCGUUCUCUCAUAGUUAGUCUUGGUUGAUCGAUCUCAUCAGUAAGUCGUUUGUACGGCGCUGGUAACUGUUGGCUAUGAUUCAGUGGCAUUUGUUCUAAGUUAGUAAACCAGCUUUCUAAAGUAAGACGUUGAUAGUAGUCUGUAGAAUACGUUAUACAUGUGGCCGAGUCCUAGUCAAUUUGAUGUUUCGUCCGUAAAUGGUGCUCAGCAAUGUGAUUGUUGACGUCACCAUUCCUUGUCGUGCGUUUGUGUUCGGUCAGUCGAGCUUUCAUAGUUUCUGUAGAUAAUCAUACUCAAACCAAAUUUUUCAACCAUAAAUCUUGUUUUAUAAAUAAUUGUUCCAAAACAAGAUCACAGAUUCACACACUUCGAUCCGAAAACUAGAUCUUAUCUAUCUCACAAUCGAUACUAUGAGGCCUGUCUGUCUGUCAAACUCCGAAUCAUGUAACAACUAUUUUUUUUAUUUCUGCAGAGUGCUUGUGCAUUCCUUGUCACUUUCUAUCAUUUGAACGAAAUGAGUUUGAAAUUUUAAUACUGACAUGAUCGUGUGUUCAAAUGUCACUUCAGCAAGCAAAGUUUCCGGUGACAUCAGCUAGAUUUGCGUAAAAGCAAUUCAUGGAGUUACUGAGCCGUGUUUUUGAAUGAACAUGGUGAAUGAAAGGUUACAUAUAUGAAAUGGUUCUAAGCUGCAUUUACACUAACAAGUUUGAAACUUGACUAAGGUCAAAGUUAACAACUCAAAUGCCAGCGAAAAUGUCGCUAUUUAUGACAAAUUAAGUUUUCAGUGAAAUUAUUAUGUGACUUUAUGAAGAUUUAAAUAUGGUAAAAGCAUGAUAAGCAACAGAAUCCCCAAGCUGUGUCGCUCCACCUCUCCAUUUGCUCUAGGUAACAAAGGAAUAGUCCUCUUAUGCUUGAUCCCCAGCUCAUCCAAAAAUCCCUCCAUCUCAUGGCUUACCAGAUUUGACCCAUUGUCUGUCCGUAAUAUCUCUGGAAUCCCAUGGCGGGUGAAGUGCUUCUCUGGACACUUUAUGAGCUACUGUAGUUGUGCUUUGAACAACAUCCACCUCAAUCCAUCUGCCAUAAUAAUCAACAGUGACAAGUAAGCUCUCUCAUGUUGGCUGUGGACCCAUCAAAUCUACUGUAAGGUCCCUCCAAGGCAUGGUUGGCGUUGUUGUUGUCUUCACAUGAUGUUAGCAGGGGUCACUGCCUGGCAUCCAUGUUAUUUCUUACUAUGUCUCUCCACCAUAGCUUCCAUCUUUGGCCACCACACUUUGCUUUGGAGGUGAUCUUUUGUUUUCACAAUCCGUUGAUGUCCCUUGAUUUAUCUCCCAGGGCUCGAGAUUAACUUUUGGGUCUAAUCUUCUGCAGGACCAGUAGGAUUAAAAUUUACUGUUCGAUCAGCAAAUCUUCUGAUUACUCUUAUCAUUUUCAAUUUUUUUCGUUCCAAUCCUCAGGGAGUAUUGCAUGUUUUUCGUAUUCCGGAAUUCUCUACAAAAGGGAACAUUUUGUUUUCCUUUUUGUCAAACCUCAGCCAUUUGUAUUUAUCCUUCCAUGCCUUCUAGAACUGGUUUUUUGGUCGGAGCGGGUGUUUCAGGUGAUGUGUUAAUUUCUUUAUCAUCUGAUAUUGCUUUCCUCAAAAGAAAGAGUACAGUGAGCCUCGCACUUGUUUCCGUUUCGACAUACUUUGGCUCACGUUUUAAUUCACCAAAGAAAAAUACAUAAUGACCUUUGAAACGAAAUUACAAAACCUGCCAUCUUGUAUGCGACAGUGCACUUUAUUUGGCAAGAUUUGCCUUUGGCAAUUCUUUUUGGCAAUUCUUUCUUUUACUUUUUGGUACACUGCAAAAAAAAAAUCACACGUAUUUCUCAGAGAGUGAUAACUUUUCAUCCAGAGGACUAGUGAGGAAGGAAACUACUCGUUUUCAGAAUGUUUUACUUGUUUUGGGCAAGUGGACAACUAUUAAGUUCAAGCAUUGUCUCCCUGGUUGUCAUAGUUUGCGAAGUUGCACUGAUUAUAUAUGCAUGCUCACAUACUCCUCAGCGGUGCUGUUACAGUGUGAUAAAGCAGGUAUCUUUAUCAACUGACUUAGGCCUGUUUCAAAUGUCAUGCUACUGCCAUGCCGAACUCAAUUGAUCGAAUUAAAUUCAACUUAAGCACGGCAGUAGCGUGACAUUUGAAAUAAAGUUGUACUACUGCCGUGCUACACAGCAGUAGCUCGACUUGGUUUCAAGCAUCGUGCUACUGCCUUGCCGAACUCAAUUCAUAAAUUACAAAUGCAUUAGAAUGCAUUUAAAAGUUUGCUGAACCGUUUCUUUAUUAUUGUAUUUUGUUCUAUUCGACUGAAUUAAAUUCGACGUCUGAAAUCAAGUCAUGCUAGUGUCGUACUGCAGUCGAGCUACAGUCAAGCCAGCUUAGCACGGCAGUAGCACGAUGUUUGAAACAGAACUCAGGCAGUCAGCAAUAUUCUGACCUGAUGGUACGUGUCACAUGGUGUACAGCGCAGGCCACAACUUAGCGAACCAAAAUAUACUCUUCGGGAAAGACGAGUCAAUUGCGUCAGGCCAGACGCAUCCAUGCGUCUGAGCUGACGAGCAGAUGCGUUUGCUCUGAAAUGCAUCAGUGCACAUUAAGACUCUUUAGUAUGUAGGUUUUAUGUGUCGGUGAAUGUUCAACGAGCUUAAAACUUGUGGAUUGGUGCAGCACAUGCUAAAAAAACACUACUACAUGUACUAUUAAAAUGUAGUGAAAUUUUCCUUCUGAUGACCAAAUUCGCAUCAAUGACAUUGUAGGUGGCGAGACUUUAGGAAUGGAAAGGAGUGUUUGAAUUUUCUUUUGUCUGAAUCGAAAUUUCUGGCGCUUUAGUAACAUUUUCCUUCACAAUGCCAUCUACAUCAUUACUCUAUUAGUCUCGGUGGCAAGCGUGUAAUGGGAAAUUCUUUUCUGGUAAUAAUCACCGUCAUUCCCUGUCAUACGCGAGACUUUUGUCGUGGUUCAAUUGUCAGACAGACAUCAGUGAAACUUGAUCCUUGGGAAACUCUCUGUUGCCUAGCACGUGACUGAAAGUUUACUCUAAUAUUUAACAAAGUAGUCAAGUCUGCAUGUUUUGCACUUUCCAACCAGUGCGCAAUAUGUAGACUUUGUCUGCCCGAAGUUUGGUGAUGAGAAUGCAAGAAUGAGCUUCUCAAAGAAUGGUUUAUUCCCUUCGUUUGAUUUUUUUUUGCCGCUGUUUCGAUAAGAUCAUUUCAAAACAUUUACUUUGGCAUAUCCUUGCAUGUAUUCUGGUACAAAUGUCGCCGUUUUUCAACGGACUUGAGUCAAGAUUUUAGAUCAAUGUGAGAUUUUAAGAGUACGUUGGAGCUUUGCCUCAGUUGUAUGAAAGCUUGCUGUAAAGUUAAUUCAGAUUACCGCUUAACUAUGAGUGCUAUUAAUUAUUUACUCACUAAACGUGCCAGGUGUGUGAACUAUUGGCUCUCUCAUAAAUGCAAAUUUAUUUCUCUUCAUACCCACGCAUUUUGUCACUGUUGAAAAUUUCAGCUCUUCAAAGAGCAGCUUGUUUUUUUCUUCAGGGUAUGAGCCAAGACUUGCAUUUAGAAAUAAAAAAGUAGGAUGCCAAGCAAUUUUAAAAAAUGAAACCCUGCACAACACUAAAUUUUAUAGAUAAAUUAAUCUUGGUUAAAGUCCCUCAUGAAUAGUUCCUUAGAAUGAGCGACUAUCAAGCUUCUUCAAACCCAAGAAUUUGCUUUGUUUUUCGCAAUAAUGCACCACAAAGUAAAGUUGUUACAGUGAAUAACAAAAGAAAAAUCUUUUCCUUCCUGACGCGUCCGAGCUGAUGCAGAUGCUCGUCAGCGCUGACGCGUACUCUUGUCUGAGCUGACGCGUCCAUUGUGUCAGUUUCGUGUCUGUGUUGUUUCCUUAGUUCUGGCCAGCACUGUAUUUGAAAGGCAUGAGACACAACACCCAUCUCUGCACCCUGGCUGAUUGUUUGGACUUUGGUCCAUAAGUAGCCUCUAAAGCUUUACAGUCAGUAACCAGCUGAAACGACUCUAGCCCUGAUAGAUAAAGAUUGAAUCUCUCACAACCCCAGACCACUGCCAGUCCCCCUUUUUCCACCUGGCUAUACCAACGCUCAACCUCACUUAAGCUACAGCUCGCAAAUGCAACUGAUCUCUUUACUCCCUGCUGCUCCUGGCUAGAAUUGCCCCAAGUCUGAUUGGGCUCGCAUCAGUGACUACCUCAGUUGGAGGGUGCUUGUCAUAGAAGGCCAUUAUUGACGCCUCAAAUGCUUCAUUUUCCUCUUUGUCCCACUGCCACUUGGUUCCAUAAACUUCUUCAUAUUAUGACCAAUGUUCCGCAUUUUGCUUUGGCCAGUUGCAUAUUUGAUGAUCACUGCAUUGUCAUUUUUCUCAACCACUUUGUAUGGCUCUGGCGCAAACGUCGAUGACAGCUUGUUUUCUCAGUUUUGACGUAACAGGACCAUGUCUUCCUCUCUUAUGUCACUUGUAAAUGUAUGCCUCUUUUUAUCUGCAUAUUCUUUCUCUCUUAGCUUUCUGCGCACGUAUCUUUCCUGCAGUAGUACUUGCACCUGGCUUUGUAUGCAUGAUCAGUAAGGGGGGUCUCACUCAAAGGAGCUUAUCGAAGCUUCCUUUCCGUAAGCAACUCAGCUGGACAGAGUGUGGUUUCUGUGUGAGGAGUGUUACAGUAUUGGUCCUGCAACUCUUGUUUCCAAUCUUUUCCUUCCAACUCUGCUAUUCUGAUGGCCUUUAAGAGUGUCCUUUCUACUUCACCAUCACUUUGAGGCCAAUAAGGGAUGCCUUUCUUGAGGUCAAUAGCUAGGUACUCAUGGAAUCCUUCAAACUCUUGUGAAGCAAAUGGUGGUCCAUUGUUGCUUCAGAGGGUUUCUGAUAGGCCAUGAGUACAGAACUUGCUCUCCAUGCUGAGGAAAGCUACCUCACUCCAUUUGAAGUAAUAAUCAACUACAACAAGUAGGUGUCCCUUCCUCAGAACUUCAAGUAAAUCACUGUAAUCUCACACCAGGGACUGUGAGGCGAUGGUCUUGAUCUUAUUGGUUCUGGUGUAGGUCUAGGCCCGAUAGCAGCUACGAAUCAGCUUCUCUACUUGCUUGUCUACCUUUGGCCACCAUACCUUCUCCCUCAGUCAAGACUUCAUCCACACUACACCUUUAUGCUCCUCAUGGGCCAGCAUAAUGGUUUGACUACACAGUUUCUCUGGCAUGACAAUUCAGUUUCCUCGCAUAAUGAGCUGUCCCAUCACCCAUAGUUCAUCUUCAACAGCUUUAUAGUUGGUUCCUUGCAGUGGGGACCAAUCACCAGUAGUUACGGCUUCAUAAACUAAUAAUAAAUUGCAAGGUUGGGUCCAAUUCAGACUCUCUCUUGACUUGGCGGGGGUAAUAAACUAGCAGGUAUAGCAUCAGUAACUACGGUGAAGGUGUAUUCUUCUGUCUGCCUGACAAACUCUUUAGCUACUUCACCUACUGGCAGUCUGCUCAGUGCAUCAGUAGCAUUUUCUUUGCCAUGGAUGUGCCUAAUGGCAUACUUGAAUUGCCGCAUGUACAUUUAACAACCAGCUCUCUAUUCUAGACGAGGGUGGCCUUGACUGUGGACCAAAAAUAGUGACAAGCAGCUUGUGAUCAGUGCAGAUCUCAAAAUCUAUCCCAACCUUGUCACCAAAAUGUAGUGUCGGAGGCAAUUUAACACAUGUUUUGAUGAACACAUAAUCAAGGUGGCAGCUUCUACAACAAGUGAUAUUGAGCACAUGGUCAUGCCAAAAUAUGGGCCUUGACUGUGGACUAAGAACAGUGACAAGCAGCUUGUGAUCACUGCAGAUCUCAAAGUGUAUCCCAUACAGUGUAAAGGUACAGGUAAAACCCCACUUAAACCGCUAAUGCGUCUCACUCAAAGUGGGAAUAUCUUCUUUCCACGGCGCUCAUUUUUCAGCUGGCAGAGUGUACAGGUGGGUACUGACCUUCUUCUUUGCUUCAGUGUGGCUAGCUCACCAACACAAUUAAAGAAAGCAACACACUCAAGGUGACUGCCAUCCUUGUUGCUAAUAUGUAGUGUCGGGAGGCAAUUUAACACACGUUUUGAUGAACACAACUAAUUUAAUACAUAAUGAAGAUGGCAGCUUCUACAACAACUGAUAUUAAGCACAUGGUCAUGCCCAAAUAUGGGCAUACCAAAGAUGGUUAUACACGACAGAUGUUGUAUCCGGGAGACUCCCGGACAAUCUGGAAGAGUUGGCAUAUAUAGCCUGUAUAGCUGGCGGGAUUAACAUGGGAGGGCUGUAUUGUUUUGGCAGUGGAGCAACGAGAAGAGUGGGUAAAAGUAAAUUUGAAAUCCCACCUGCCACAAUGUUUGGGUAUUUUGAAUAGUCUGCAACCAGGCAUACGGAAGUUUCUAACUGGCUGAGAAGCGAUAAAAUGGCAAUCAAAUGCUGAUGUAAAUCUCUAGUCUCUCCCAAGGGAAAGUCAGUGCGUUCAUGUGGGAGUGAAAUACAUGUAGAACUGUAGGAGAAUAUGAACUGUAUUUUAUUCCAAGGAUUGUCAGGCUCGAUUCCUAAAGGUUACAACACUCCAAAGGGUCCAACUUCUAAAGGAUUACACAGGAUUCCACAGAUUCAAUUCACUAAAGGUUCAAAGAUCGUCAAGAUGGCUACAAGAACGCAACACAUUUUCGGAUCUCUCCCAGAAGGCCUAGCGUGCUCCUAAACUCUUACGUCAUCGCGCACACUCCCCCCCGUGGACCGUGAAGAAUGGUCCACCUUCUAUACCUAGAAUCAAAUAUCGAAAAGAAAUAAAAAAUAAUAAUGAUAUAACUCAGUGAAUAUAGUCUCUCUCUCAAAAAUGUUCAAUGUUCAGAACACAUAAACAAACUUAAUGUUCGUCUUGUAAUUCAGCAAUCCACUGUCUUCUUCUUCGUUCUCCCUCGACUGCAGCUCUACGCCGCUCUCGAUUUCCUCUCGCUCGACCUUGAGUUGGCUGUUCCGGUGAUUCAAGUACUUGUUCCUGCUUCAUUCGUAGAACAGCUUACUUCCAGUGGGUACAACAAUUGUAGCGGUCUCCUUAAGAGUCCACCUCCACUUGAUCCUCUCCCUUGGACUCUGACCUCAGCACCUCUACUCUGCCCAUCCUUGCUCAUCAGAGGCCGUUCCACCUUGCCCAUCUUCCAAUAAGAUCUUGGGUGGGUUUCGUCAUGAACCAAUACCAGAUCUCCGACACACACUACCCUUGAUCCUGCCGUCUUCUUCAAUUGGUUAUGGGCAUUUCGUAAUUCAAGAAGGUAUUCUGCUCUCCAACGCUUCCAAAAAUGAGUCAGAAUCAUAUCAAGGUGUCUUGCUCUUCUGCUCAGGUCGUCCGGCGAAAUUCUAAAGUCUGCAUCUGCAGGACUGUCUAUUUCAGGAAGGGCGCCGAGUCUUCGACCAACAAUGAGGUGGGACGGUGUGAGGGGUUCUUCCAGGUCCUCAGAAGAGACAUAUGAAAUGGGUCGGCAAUUUAAGAUCAUUUCAGCUUCUGUAACAACAGUUACAAGUUCAUCAUAGGAAAGCUUGGCUUGGCCGAUUGUCUUCUUAAGACAUCUCUUCAGUGACUUGACAAGUCGUUCGUAAAAGCCUCCCCACCAUGGGGCUUUCUCUAAGUUGUAGGACCAUUUGAUCUUCUCUUGGGCAAAGUACUUAACAACACUGGGAUCAUUUGUAAUCUUCUCAAGCUCCUUAGAAGCACUCUUGAAGGUCUUGGCAUUGUCUGAUACCACUAAAGAAGGCCUUGAACGAUGAGCUACAAAUCUUCUGAAGCACCUCAGAAAUGCCUCUGAAGUCAUAUUGGGCACAACCUCGAAGUGGACCACCCUCGUAGCACAACAAGUAAACAAAUCCAGACCUUACGUUCUUCCUCACUGGUAGACUUCACAAAAAGAGGUCCAACAUAAUCCAAACCAAUGUACGAGAAUGCAGGCGCCUCUUUCACUCUGUAGCUAGGCAGAGGUGGAGCUUGCGGAACCUUAUACGGUUUCCCUUCAAACUUCUUACAAACUGUGCAUCUAAACAACAAACUUCUGAUAAAGUAUCGGCCUCGAACAAUCCAAAAGUUCAAUCUCAACUCGGUGAGUGUUUCCUUAACUCCUCCAUGCAUGACUCUUUCGUGACAUCUCCAUACUACAAGUGUAGUUAAGUGGUGGCUAGUGUCAAGCAAGACUGGAUACUUCGCAGAAUCUGUAAGCUCGCUGUUCCCGAGUCUACCUUGACAUCGAAUAACUCCCUUAUCGUCCUCAAACAACCCUAGCUGGUGCGACCUCAUCUUAAACUUCUCCUUACUCUUCAUCUCUUGUUGUACUUCCUUGAUCCAUAGAAGUUCGGCUUCUUCUAUGUCUGCACCGGUCACACGUAUCUCUGGCUUCUGAUUCACAUCUCCCUGUCGCUGUGCCUUUAAUAGCUUAAUAAACUUCAGAACUAAGGCUGUAACUCGCAGGAGAUGUCCAAGAUUACUGAAGGCUUCACUUUGAAUGAUAUUACACAGCAUAGUAGGUUCACUGUUCAUUGCAAGAGCAGUCGUUACUGUCUUCCGAUCCUUCACCCUCAUUUCUACAAGGCAGGCUUCAGGGACUGGCUCUUCCGCAAUCUCCUUCCGAUUCUCCAGGCCUUCGAAACUAGUCAGCCACUUGGGACCAUUCCACCAUAGCACACUGUUCUCCAACUCACGACAGUCCAUACCUCUAGAGAGUAAGUCGGUUGGGUUGUCAGCCCCUGGACAAUGAUUCCAGCAUUCUUCAGGUACAAGCUUUCUUAUCUCGUCAACACGGUGCUGAACAAAUGGUUUCCACUCCUUCUGGCUCUGAACAAUCCAAUACCAGGCUAUCUUGGAAUCUGUCCAACAAAACAAUUUGUCAAUCUUCAUCUCAGAACUAAGUGCUUCCUUUACGCUAUGGAUCAGUCUGGACAGGACUACCGCGGAUAACAGUUCUAGACGCGGUAUGGUCUGCUCCGAGAGAGGUGCUACUCGUGUUUUUGAAGAUACAAAUCUGACAUAACUUGCACAUGUCGUCACAAUACGCAGAAAGAUCACCGCACCCUAUGCCUUAGCUGAUGCAUCACAGAACCCAUGCAGUUCCCUCGCAAUCACUUCCCCUUCCGUGCCAGCAUAAUAACAUCUCGGAAGAGUAAGAGGUUUAACACCCUGCAGUUGUGUCACCAAUCUCUGCCAGAUUGGCUUGCAAGAACCUUCCAGUGGUUCGUCCCAGUCUCUCUUGUCCUUGCACAACUCUUGAAACAGGAUUUUAAACUGGACUGUGAUUGGAGAAAUCAGACCGAGUGGAUCAUACAUUUUUGAGGCUGUGCUAAUCACGUUUCUCUUAGUAGGUUCUACUCUCUUUGCUAAAGAGGCAGUGUUUGUAAAAUCAAAGACGAGGUUGUCAUUGUGAUAGUUCCAUAGAGUCCCUAAAAUUCUUCGAACGCUAACAUCUUCAACUGCACUUCCUAGAACACUUCUUGAAUAGGUCAUAUCUUCUUCUUCCACGACGUUUGUGUCUACUACUGGUGUUUCAACAACCUGCUUGUCAACAUUCCCUCCAUCUCCAGAAGCUGUUUCUCCUGAGACCAAUCUCUCAUUGUCCUCAAUUCUCUCUUGCAGUUCUCCUGAAUUUGUGAUAAACUUCCCCAAAUUGAAACCUGCUUCCCUGAGCCUCGAUUUCGAUUUCACAUAGAGCUCAAAGGUGCUGUCCACGUCACUGUCCCCCGAUGUCAGGUCAUCAACAUAGAUACUUUCAAGAAACUUCCUGGUAAAAUCAGGGUCACAUUGUUCAUACUGCUCUAUAUGAUGUUUAAUUGUGGCGUUCAGUAAGAAUGGGCUUGAAGAGAGUCCAAACACAACACGUGUAAACCUCAGUGUAAUAACUUUAGGUUCAGCCUUAUCGAUGUCAUCGACCCACAGGAAACGGAGUACAUUCUUGUCAGUUUCAUUCAUAUGGACCAUUAAGAACGCCUUCUCAAUGUCUCCCACCAGAGCUACUCUGUGAUUUCGGAACCUCAACAUAAUGUCAAAGAUACUUUGUGUAAGCGCAGGACCGGCAUGAAGACAAUCAUUUAAUGAAGCUCCAUCUGACUUGGCUGAGGCGUCAUAUACAAUUCUUAACUUUGUAGUUGACUUGUCUCGUCUGAUAACAGCGUGAUGAGGGAUGUAAUGGACGACAUCAGGCUUGGUUUCUUCAUUCACAACUUCCACAAUUCCUCUUUCGAUUUGAUCCUUUAUAACACUGUCAUACUCCUUCAGGAUGUCUGGCUUCUCACGGAGUCAACUCAGCAAACCUUGCAAUCUUCGAAGACUCAACUCAUAAUUUUCAGAGAGUGGUGGAUGUGUAGCCUUCCACGGGAGACUGACCUCAUAGUGGUCUCCCUUGUACAACAACUUCUCAACAAACUCUUCAUAGACACUUGGCGGCUUCACACCGAGAGACUCUAAGUCCCAGAACUUCUUUAACUCUCCCUGAAGACCAUCAUAAGACACUUGAUCAGUAGCACAUUUUAAGACAUGGGUUGUCACAAGAUUACUUCUGUUGAUUUUCUACACUCCCUAAGCAAAUGGGUCCUGAAAGUACCCAUCCCAGUUUGGUGUGAACAGCUGUAGGACCUUGGGCCCCUUUAAUGGUGUGGCCAGUCACCAACUUCCAAUAAUAAUCUGAACCAACUAGAAUGUCAACACCAAGAGUCUCUCCUUCGGUACAAAAGUCAGCAAGUUUGAGUCCAAAAAGGCAGGGGUUAUUUUUCACUGCUAGCUCCACAGGUUGGCCUUGUAAUGGUUGGCAAAUCAGAGGCAAUGUAAAAGCUGACAGUGAAAGAUCUGGUUCUCCGUUUAGCUCUACUCCUAGGGCCACAACUUCUACCAACUCUAAUCUUUCAACGGUACUUCCAAAAGUUUUUAUUGAGACUUGCUUCUUCUCAAGUGUAGGUAGUUGAAGAAUGUUCUUCAGGUUGUUUGUAAGAUAGGUGCGCUGACUUCCACUGUCCAAGAUUAUUCUAGCCCUGACCUUAACCUCUGGCUGUUGAGGAUUGUACACCACUGCUUGGGCAGUUUGAAGGAACACAGGUGUAGUGGAAUCAGUAUGAAAAACGACACUAUUGCUGGCAGUUUGAGCUGUUAAGCAUUGCUGUUGUGGUCCUGGUGUGGGAACUGGUGUUUCAGGUUUCGUUGGCUGUAAAGGACUCAGGUUGGCUGGGCAAAUACUAACAUGGUGUCUGCCCUUGCAGUUAUGACACUUGAAUUUGGCUGAGCAGUUACGACUAAUGUGAUCUUUUCGCAGGCAAACAAAACAUCUCCGUACUUCUUCAAAAGCUCCUUACGAGCUAGUACAUCAGGUACUGUUUGGCAAUCCCUUGAUGGGUGUUUUCCCCUACAGUAGGUGCAGGUGGGACAGUUAGCAUCACCACCAGUUAACAAGGCAUGUGUAGUUCCUUCUUCCCUUCGUUUUCGGUUUUGGUGGAGAGGUUUGUCCUUUGUUCACCGUAGACCCUCCUGCCCUUUCUCUUGCCUCAAGUUCUCUUUUUAAAAAUAUUGAGCAAUUGAUCCAACUGCCAAUCAUCAUCUCCAAUUUCUCUUGUAAUAACAAGACGAAAUUCUUGAGGUAGCUUAUUCAUUAAGAUGGAUGAUAGCAAACCCCCAUACGAUUCACGUGAAACUCCUAAUGACUUUAAGCUUCUCACAUUAGAUUCAACAGUGUCGUGCAGCUGACGUAGGCUUCUUACAUGAUAGUGAGAUGUGACAGAUUCAAGAUUCAACAAAAUUUCCAUGUGACGAUUAAUUAUUUGCUGCUUGUUGCCAAAUCUAGCUUUCAAAAUGUCUACUGCUUCCUCAUAGUUCAAUGCCCCAAGACUUAACCCGGAAAUGGCCUCUGCCGCUGACCGUUCGAGCAACGAGUUUAGGUAGGUAAAUUUGUCAAUGGCAGUUAAACUCUCAUUUUUAUGAACUGAGGCUUCAAGACUAUCCCAGAAAGAAAUCCACUUACUGUGAUCGCCGUCGAACUUCUUUAACUCCAGCUUUGGCAAUUUAACUUGAGUAUUUCUCCGCACAGAUGAAGAGGAAUUCGACGUUGAAGCUGAAGGAGGCGAAGAAUUACUCCCGAUUUGAACUUCAUUUGCUGACGUGCUUUCCGACACGUUCGCUUCGGUAUUUACAUUUGAACACAUGACCUUCGGCGACAAGGCGUUUUCUAUGUUAGCAAUAGCCAACUGAACAUUUUCCUCCAGCAAAUCUGCUCGUUCAAUUUCACCUUCGAUUUCUUCUUUGGCCACAAGGUCAAGAAUUUCUGCAUCAAGUUGCCGAAGAGUGUUGAGUUUCUGCUGUAGGCUGUCCCUUUGUUGUUUCAGCUUGAUUUCGUGUUCCCGCACUUGAGAAAUGUCUCCUCCUCCAAGGACAUCAAUAACAGAUGAAAUAAUACGUUUCGCACUUGACCUGUGCCCUGCACGCUGCCGUCGCUUUCUGGCGAGUUCUUCAGCCAUAACACAACACAACUUCACAUUAGAAAAAUGGGCGGAGUAUACUAUGAAGUUUUCUUCAUUUUGACUGAGCGAAUGUUAUCUUUGUCGAUUGAGAGGUCAUGAGUCAAUAGCCCAUUCAGCCUUCGGCCUCAUGGGUUAUUCACUCAGAACCCAUUCGAGCUCAAGGAAUAAUUGUUAAAUACAGUUACUGUGCAGGGCCUACCCUGGUGAAAAUCUUUCAAGGGUCUUUGAAGAUCCUUGAAGAUUUGCAUGAAGAUCCUAGAGCAGAUCUUUAAGGAUCUUUAUUAACAAUCCUCAAAGAUCUUCAAAAUUCUUGCCAAGGUCCUCAAGGUUCUUGCAAAGAUCGUCAAGGAUCCUGGAAGUUCUUUGCAUGUAUCUUGAAGGUCUUUGUUGGAAUCUUCAAGAUCUUUGUAAAAUCCUCAAAGAUCUUGGCCUGCUAGAUUUAUGUAUAUUGGGUUCUCAUGGACUAACUUGAUUUAGUUAUUGCUCUGCAGUUUUACAAGGAUGUACUCGAGGUUGGAGAACUAGCAAAACUAGGUAAUUUCUGUUAUAAUCAAAUGAAAUGAUGGAGAUAGCUUAUUUAUGUAAUAACACUAUAUAUGUACAAACAGUGAGCAACUUUAUAGGUGAAUGUGCCUUCCCUCGUGGCUGUUGCUAAAGGUUGAUAACUUAUCUCAGACAGAAUACUGUCGUUUGCAUUUAAGCAUGGACACAAGGCAAAAAGCGUGUUCUGAUAGGGUGCCAAAAAUUUGAAGUUUGACAGCCAUUAAAGCAAACUGUCGUGCCAAAGGUAAUGGUUUAUGGUGUUGACAUGUUUUUGAUCAGCGUGUCCCGCUCAUCUAUUUUUCUUGUCUUUCAGGACUAUUUCUUGCUUAAAAACAGCUCACUUGCUUUUAACAAUUAUUUUUUGGAGUUUUACAACUCCAGAAAUUCUUCUAAAUGUCUAAUGUUUCUUGCGAUGAAUAUUUUAUUGAGCAUAUGAAAAUAAACCCCAAACUUUGAAUGUUUGGUGGCAAAAUAUCUCAUGUUUUCACCCAGUCAGAACCUAUUUUUCAGCCAUGUGUACCACUUAGAUGCAACCAACGGUAAAAAAUGUCAAUUUAGGAUAAUUUUGUGUAUGGGUAAAGGCACAAAGUAAUGACUUAAGCACAGAAUUUACCUAAAACAGCAAUCAAACACCUGAACUGGCACUGGCUAAAAAAGUUUGUUCCCCACACUUGUUUAAAAUGUUACUUGCUCAGCGCCACCUCUGAAAGCUUUCUAAGCCAUGGGGUGGCAGGAGUUUCAAUAAGCACCAAUGUUCAACAAAACUAGUUGGCUACAUGUACAUAGCUUAUAGAAGUCAGCUGCUGUAGAGAAAGAUUCUGUCAGAGCUUAAAUUAAAGAUCAAUUUGAUUGACUUGAACAUACUUUUUAUCUCAAUUUUAAAACAUAAUCAAAAGGUGUUGUACAUGUAGUUUCAUAUGAAAUUAUGUGAAGGUUCUCUGAGGUAGUAACAAAUGAUAAAAGAUGGGCAGAAAAAGUUCUAGUGUCUCUUUUUUCUCUCUUUCUUUUGUGCUCGGCUCUUUUUUCAGAAUGUACACGACUUUUGGCCUGAAACUGCUCAAAUACAUAUAAAAUGUAAGUCUUCCAGGGCUAAAUAGCUUUCUUAUUACUAGUUCAAUGAACUGGUUUUAAUCUUCAGUUCUUUUUUGCUGUUCUAGCCUAUUACAAUGACAUUGUUGUUGGUGCAGUGUGUUGUCGUAUUGACCAGACUGAAGAUGCCAGAAGGUUGUAUAUCAUGACUCUGGGGUGUUUAGCCCCAUAUAGAAGACUGGGAAUUGGUAUGUAUGCUGACUGGACAACAUUAUUUUAAGCCAUAAUACAUGUAGUAGGUGGAAUUAUGAUCAUCUUGAUGAGUGUAGUCCUUAAUGGGCUGUUGUUGAUAAUUUGACUCUUGAACAACCUGUGUGGUACAUGUAUAGAGUCAUCUUCAGAAUCAAAGGGAACUGUUUCCUGUCAGUUGGUGGUGUUAUUAAAACUAUGGUUAUUGAUCUGAUUGAUCAAGUGGUGGUGGUAUUGUGAUGUCAUCUGUUGUAACGGUCAAGGACAACUUUGUCAUGUAACUUGGGAAGAGAUCUUCUAAACCAUACCAGAAUAAGUACAUCUUUCCCCACUGUGGUGUAAAUGACAUUGUGAACUAAAGCUAGAAACUAGAAACCCUUGAACACUGUGAGAGUUGUGUGACGUAUUGCGUUACACUAUAACUCGUUGUGUUGUAUAUGUAGUGUGAUUUAUGACUUUAUUGUUUGAGCCUGCAAUCCUCGUGGUCGCAGAUUGCCACCAUGUUUGUGUUAGUAAGAGAUUUGGUGAUUAAAUCGUAAUAUUCUGUGGGCAAACGUCUUCCCUUGUUCACAACACCCACUACCCACCUGCACUUCCUUCCAAUCUAAUCCCCUCAUCCUAAAAGCUUUCACCAAAACCUUUUCCUUUUGAAAUGAAGCCUUGUAAAUGUCCAGCAAAAGAAAAAAAUUCGGGGGCUGUAAGAAUUCUCUGAAAAUAGUGCCUGUGUACAGUUCUCUUGCAAACCAUUCAUCUGGCUAACAUUAGUUUUUAUGGGCUUAUUUUUACCAUGUGAUACAUGGUGAGUGUUUGAUGCAUGUGAAGUAAGUUGUUUUCAAGUACUGGGUUAAACUGGGUGAACAAUUUACAGUGCCUGUAUGUAAAAGUGCCCAGAUAUUAUGGAGAGGACUAAAGAGAAUUUAUAACUGGGCGUGCCUUGGGCCCUUUUUCUUCCUCUGAAAAAUAUUUCAGUCACUUGAAUCAAUUGAAGAUGGUCCUUAUUCAGCGACCAAAGUCAUCUCAAAAGCACACUCUCAAAAAGAAGAAGUUUUCUCACACCAAGCAACAUACACAAAUCAUUCAAUAAGGGAAUGAUGAUUACUAUACUUGACAGAUGGCGAUUUUAAGCUUGACAAAUCAUAUUUGUAAGCGGCUGCAGAAAUAAGAGCAGCAUUGAAAGCUUCAAAAAGACUGAUACAAUGACAAAAACAAAUAUUAUAACAGAAAGCCUCAUGGCUAUUAUUGACAAUGAAGCUAGUACAGACCAAGGCCCCACUUUGAAAGCCACUGAAGCUCAAACCAUCGAAACACAGAGCUUGAAACUCUUUUCACAAACUCAAAGGAAGAAUAAAUUAAAAACGUCAAAAACGUCAAAAUUAAUUAUUAAUUUUGAGAGACCUGAAUAUGACCCAUUAUUUUCACCACACAAGUUAAUUUCUACAACUGCACAUGAAACUGUCACCGUUCUUUGGGUUAAAUAUUGAAUUUAUAGUGAAAAUACCGUGGAAACACAUUGAUAGUCACCAAUGGGUCAUACAAAAUUGGCCAUAUUAACAGGGUGGCCACAUUACUGGGACUGGGUCAAAUUUCAUGACUUAAGGACCGUAAUGACAAAUACACUGUGCAUUGCCUUUGCACUUCUCAGGGGCACCCCAUGAUGAUUUCCUCCUAAAUACACUGCAAAGUCUUUUUAGGCUAUCCAGAGUACUUUUAGAUCUCUAGAAAUGCAUUCUAACCGGGGCUAUAAAAUUUGUAUCUGUUUUGUAUCUGAAAUUACAAGGGCUUCAGUGUUAUUUUCCUGAAAAUUUUAGAUGCAACUGAACAUUUUACCAAAGUGAGAAUUUUUCUUGUUCCUUUCUCCACAUUUUUGAAUCCAAAAAGUUUAGGUUUCCUUUUUCUAUGAAAAUUACCCUAACAUGAGUAUUAAUAUUAAAAAUCAAACUUCAGAAAAUCAUUGGGAAUUUUUUAGAUAACCUUGAAAAUUGUACCUGUAUGGAAUGCUCAUCUAGAAAUUUUUAGCCGUAUUCAAGCAAUAGAAAAUUCUAGGCAAUAUUUGCUUCUCCGAACAGAUAUUUUACAGAAAACAGUCUUUGGGUGCCCCUGACUUCUUCUUAUACAUUUAUGUUCUCUUUCUGACGAGUGGCCAUAUUAAGGAGAUGAAAUUGUAAAAGAUUCUACUGUUUGGGAUUUUAAAAUGUGGCCAUUGGCCUUACUAACAGGUGACCAUACUAACAAGAGUUUUUUUAUUAGAAAAUGUAUGGCCAUUUUGCCACACCAAAAAAGUGGCUGGAAUAACAAGGUGACCGUAUAACCAAGGUGGCCGUAAUUCGGGGUUCCACUGUACUUAUUUUGAGAUUAUGAUUAUGAACAUAGAAAUUUGUGCUUAUACAUGUAAAUGUUGUUAUUAUUAUUAUUAUUAUUAUUAUUAUUAUUUGACUUGUUAGUGACUUUAACAAUAUUUGCAACAUACUGGUUCCUGGAAAAGAUUUAUCCUCGUAAAAUUUCAUGAAAUGAACAGAGUUUUGUAGUUCAAUGUUUUAUUUCAAUGUUUGUGCUCUAUUGCUUGCCAUGCCUUUAUUGUGCUUUGCAAACACAAUAAUAUUAUCUACUUUGCUUGCAAAAUGACACAUUUAUUUUUAAGUUCAUUUAUUAAUUUCACUUCCUUUUUUUCUUUUUUUUUUAAGGGACUGUGAUGCUUGAACAUGUUUUGAAAUGCUGCGACAAAGAUGGCAACAUUGACAAUGUUUAUUUGUAAGUGACUUUAAUUGUGGAUAGGUUAGUGGUGAUAGGCGAAGACCAAUUACCAGACUACUAUCAUUUGAGUUCAGUAACGCAAGCAUUCAUUAGCGUUGCACAUGAUGGUUUUGCUCCGAAAAGAUUGGUCAGGAAUGGUUAGUGAAUUUUAUUGUUGGUUGAAAUUUUCUUUUCUUUUGUUUCAAACUCAUUAUCAUACAUUACCAUACCCAAAAACAAAAGAAAGUAAUAUUAAAACCAAGGAUAAAAUUGAACCACAACAUAUAUAAUAACAACCCAACCAUGAAACAUAUAAGCUAGGUAGAGAAGAAUGAAAAUAAAAUGAAUGCUGGUAUCUGACAAAUCCUUGCAAUCUGUAGUUAGUGUACAUGUAUGUUGGUUAAAGUAGUGAAGUGUAUCUUACAUAAUAAGGAAAAAAUAUUGAGAAGAAGGUGACUCUGUUGAGAUACCAGCUCAAUUUACAUGAUACAUCAUCAUCAUCAUCCUUUACUUCACCUUUAUCCAGUUCCUUUUAAGGUAAUCAAGUCUUUUUAUUCUGAAUAUGUUCAUUAUCCAUAUUAUUAUUAUCAUCAUCACCACCAUCAUUAACCCACCUUUCUCAUUUUUAAAGCUUAAAGCUCUCAUUCAUCAUGUGUCAGAUCAUCUUGAUGCAAAAACAAAAAAAUAUCUUGUGGUUCCAUUUUACCCUUGAUUAAAAUUUCAUUUUUAUCUCCCACUACUUGAACCAAGGUAAUUUUUCAACCAGUACAUAAUUAUUAGCCUGUGAAAACAGCUGUAAUCUGUGACACGUCAUCAGUAUGGAAUUUUUGCACUUGUUCCUCAGAUGUUAUGAAACCAGUGGUGGUGUCUUGAAAAUUAAUGUUGGCUGUUUUCUCAGGCUAGAUGAUUACUUCCCAUUGUUUAUUUUCUGGCAGUGCAAUGCUGUAGCUGGUAUUUAGGCCUAAAUUACAAAAUGUAUUAAAAACAAUGAAUUAACUAUUAUGUCUUAAGAAACAGGCUAACUUGGAAUGCUUUCUUUGUGCUUACAUGUUUUGGCCAUUCAUCUUCAAUUCUUUUCUUCCACCUUUUUUUGUUUUUCGUUUGUCUUCUUUUCUCUCCACCCUGUUCCUUUCCUGGUCUCACGUCUGGGUCCUAAAUUUAACCUUGGUAAUACUAUGUAUGGUGGCAUCAAAUUACCCUAAACUGUCACAUUGUCCUGUGUAAUGAUAUUCAAUUUCUACCGUGAUCUACUGCCUUUUCUCUUUACAACUUCUUCACACUAGAAAUGGUAACAUCUGACUCUCUUUUGUUACCUUUUGUUAAGUUCUCCGUGGUUAUCUUUCUUAUUACAUUAUAUUAAUGAUUACAUUAUACUAAUGUCUUUGUUAUAAUUUACUUUCCCAAGCAAAGGGGUGGGGUGAGGAAGGCGAAUGUCAAAAACUUUUGAAUUGGUCAUCAACAAGGCAAAUCCCCUCCCUCCCCCACCCCACCACUAGCCACUAUUUAUAUUACUAUUUAUUUAUGCUCAUUGAGUCAAGGAAGGUAUUCGAAAGGUAUUCACACAAGGCUUCACCUUAAUAACAUCAAUAGGGAAAGUGAAAUUCAAAUUACUGAUGCAUUAUAAGGAAACACAACAGAGAACAAUAACUCUUUUUUAGUAACAGAAAAAAAAAUGUGUUGAAAUAAAUUGUAAUCUAUGACGGAUGUGAAAGACAGGUUACUAAUCAAACUGUCAUACUAAUUUACAGGCAUGUCCAAGUCAGCAAUGAAGGAGCCAUAGGAUUUUAUAAAGGAUUUGGGUUUGAAAUAAUAGAAACAAAGAAACAGUAUUACAAACAUAUUGAACCAGCAGAUGCACAUGUGUUACAGAAAACACUGAAAAAUAAAAAGAGUGAUUGA
Molecule: messenger RNA, 23810 nt
Organism: Porites lobata
Lineage: Eukaryota; Metazoa; Cnidaria; Anthozoa; Scleractinia; Poritidae
Source: the annotation of a GenBank genome assembly